Messenger RNA from Pantherophis guttatus, 18499 nucleotides. It is a transcript of the gene FRAS1, whose product is annotated as Fraser extracellular matrix complex subunit 1. The record is from RefSeq and is a predicted model, not a curated record. Gene Ontology annotation, molecular function: protein binding. Lineage: Eukaryota; Metazoa; Chordata; Lepidosauria; Squamata; Colubridae. Gene Ontology annotation, biological process: anatomical structure morphogenesis; cell communication. Gene Ontology annotation, cellular component: membrane.
AUGGAUUGCCCGGCAGCGUUUCUUCUCGCCUUGGCUCUCUUGGUCCGCGAGGCUGAAGGUACAUGUUUCUACCAAGGCUUAUCGUUUGAGAAUAACACCGUUUGGAAGCCGGACUCGUGCCAAGAGUGUGGUUGCCAUGGUGACAUUGUCCUAUGCGAAGCUGUGGCGUGCAGAGACCCUCGCUGCAACUUUGAGAAGGAGGAAAUACUUCAAAUAUCACCCAACUCUUGCUGCCCUGAGUGUGCUGAACGAACGGAAGGGUUUUGUGAGUACGAAGGACAACUCAGAGAACCUAAUGCUGAAUGGGCCAGUUCGGGAUGCAGGACUUGCUCUUGUGCUAACGGAGAGGUCACUUGUGCCCCCCAACGCUGCUCUGCUCUUUCUUGCGAGGACAACGAAGUGGAACAUGUUGGUCCAGGAGAAUGCUGUCCCAAAUGUGUAAGCAGAAGAGACUCCUGUUCUUUCGACGGCGAAAUCAUCCCGAACAAGAAGGAAUGGCGGCUGAGCCCGUGUGCCAAAUGCGUCUGUCGGGACGGCUCUCUGCGGUGUUUCACCAUUUUUUGCCCACCUGCAUUCUGUAGUGCGGAUGAAAGUCUCGUCGUACCAGCUGGAAAAUGUUGUCCAGAAUGUGCUCGAAAACCCUGCUUUGCCUCUGGGGCAUUAUACCAGCAUGGUGAAGAGUGGAAGAAGGAUGCUUGCACCACCUGCGUAUGUGAUACAGGGGAAUCCAGGUGCUUUACAAAGAGCUGCCUCCCACUGAAUUGUCGGCAGGAGGAGAACAAAGUGCGGCGCCCUGGGAAAUGUUGUGAAGAGUGUGUCCUUUCCGAGGGCAGCUGUGUACACAACGGCACCCUCAAAUACCACAGUGACAUGUGGCAUGAUACGGACUGUAACUUCUGUACCUGUGAUGGAGGACGGGUUGCUUGUCGGAAGGCCAAGUGUGCCAGAGUGGACUGUGGCCAGGGUGAAGAAUUAUCUCAUUUACCAGGCAAAUGUUGCCCUGAAUGCAUUUCAAGAGGGGGUCCCUGUAUUUACAAAGACUCUACCAAAGACAGUGGUGAAAAAUGGAAGGAAGGCUUGUGCCGUGAAUGCGAAUGUUUGCACUCCAAAGUAAACUGCUAUUCUCGGUCUUGUCUGACGUGUCCCCCAGGAAGUGUGGCUGUUGCCGUUCACGGAGAGUGUUGCCCUCAAUGCAAGCCAGGUCGCUGCCACCCUGACUGCUUGACCUGUGCCCAGGCGUUUGAUCGUUGCGAUGCCUGCCGAGAGUCCACCAAGUUUCUCCUGAACGGCCGUUGCGUUGACAGCUGUGGGGUUGGCUUCUAUCCAGAUGCUGGCCUUUGCGUAGCUUGUAAAGAGUUGUGCUCGACUUGCACUAAUAAAUUUGGAUGUACUUCCUGCCAAGCUUCGCUGCAUUUGAAAGAUGCCCAAUGCGUGACAUCAUGUGGGGAAAGAUUUUUCCCGGGACCUCUCCAAUGCACAGCUUGUCACGAAUCCUGCGCUACGUGCCGGGGUCCGACUGCAAACAACUGCUCCACCUGCCGAGACCCGUCUCUCGCGUUACUGGAAGGCACCUGCGUGGCUAAUUGUGGGCAGCGGUUCUACGUUACGGAUGGAGUUUGCAGAGCUUGCCAGGAAGGUUGUGACAGGUGUUACCUGGAUCGGCUGAGAUGCUUGUCCUGUGCUUCAGGCCGAGUUUUGCUGGAUGGCAACUGCCUGUCGGAAUGUCCCCAUGGCUACUACGCAGAUGGUUCCCGCAAAUGUAGAGUUUGCCACAGUUCCUGCACCGGCUGCACAGGACCUUUGCCCACUCAGUGUACCUCCUGCUCCUUUCCCCAGGCCUUCUACCAGGGCCGGUGUCUCCUCGCUUGUGGAGAGGGCUUUUAUCAGCACCACAACCUCUGUAAAGGUUGCCAUUCAUCCUGCAGGGCCUGUGUUGGCCCAGAACAUUCACACUGUACGCGAUGCACGAACCCAGAGGAGAAGCUUCAACCAUACCUGAGCCUUGAGGAGAGGCCCGUCGGCGCCUGCUUGCCUCAGUGCAGAGCCCAGUUCUACAGUAACGAAGACGGGAUUUGCAAAGCGUGCCACUCUUCCUGCCUUUCUUGCACCGGAGGAUCUCCCGAGAACUGCACCAUUUGUGCCUCACCUCAAGUCUUUCAUGAAGGCCGGUGUAUCUCUGAGUGUCCAGAAGGAUGGUAUCAUCAAGAAAGCCGUUGCUAUGCCUGCCAUCCUUCUUGCAAGACGUGCAGCGGGGCUGAGGAUGAUGAAUGCACAGCUUGUCACCCCCACGCCUCUUUCCUCAACGGAAGAUGCAGAACUCCCUGCAAGAGAGAGCAAUACCUCAAUCUGGUAGGAUACUGUGCGGGUUGCCAUCCGCUUUGUGAGUUGUGCGUGGCAGAUCUCCACACCGACAGAGGAAGCACCUGUCUCAGGUGCCGUGACAUCCAUCACCUGCUCCUGAAGGACCGCUGCGUGCCAGACUGCCCCGUGGGAUUUUACCAACUCGGAGGAGAGUGUCAGAAGUGCCAUCCUUCCUGUAAAACCUGUACAGGAGAAGGCCCAUUUUCCUGCACUUCCUGUGACGCCAGCCUCGUCCUUUCUCACGCUGGCUCGUGCCUCUCGGCCUGUUCCCUGGGAUUCUAUCAGGAUGACAACCUUCACUGCAAACCUUGCAGUGACUCGUGUCUGAGCUGUGAUUCGAGAUCCCACUGUACUUCUUGCAAAGACCCAUCCAAGGUGUUACUAUUUGGAGAGUGCCAGUAUGAUAAAUGUCCAUCGCAGUAUUUCCUUGACGUAUCUACCAGGACUUGCAAAGAGUGUGACUGGAGCUGCAACGUUUGCCACGGUCCAAACCGUACGGAUUGCCUGCAGUGCAUGGAGGGAUAUUUUCUCCAGCAAGGAGCUUGCGUCGAGCAUUGUCUGCCGGCAUUUUUUAGGGAAUCUGAAACAUGUCAAAGAUGUGUUGAUGACCACUGCCUCCAGUGUGACGGGCCACGGAAAUGUGUGCGCUGCCAGGCUCCCUUCCUGCUCCUGGAUUCCCAGUGCGUCUUGUCUUGUGGAAAGCGGUACUACGGGGACCACGGAGGGCAGAUAUGCCUAGCUUGUCCCGAGGGAUGCUUGGAGUGUGACGGUUCCACCAGAUGCCGAGUUUGUAAUUCCACUACAUUCCUCCAGAAAGGCCUUUGUGUGGCUGACUGUGGGCGUGGCGUCUACAACGACCCCCGAAAUCGGCAGUGCAAAUCUUCUGGGCCUGCUCCUGGGUUCAAGGCCAAGAGCCACCUCUUGGUAGGGAUUGGUGGGCUGAAACUACUAGAUGGUUCCUUGAUGGAAGUAGAGAACCUAGAGAGCUACGGAGAAGGCCUUCUCUUUCGCACGGCAGCCCUUCCCACCAAUGGCAGGCUGAUGGUCCUGGCUGAAGGGAAAGAAAGUGAACAGGACCAUUUCACCUGGGAAGACGUGAAGGAACAGCGCGUUUUCUUUGUCCAUGACAAAAUGAAAUCCAGGAAUGGCCAGUUUUUCCUGACGCUCAGCUAUCAAGAAUCUACAUCUGAACCAGUAAUGUUCACUGUUCGAGCUCUUUCAACACAGGCUCCUUAUGUCUUCAAGAACGAAGUCCUUUUGGUUAGCAAAGGGGAUGCUGGAACCAUCACCAGCCACUUGCUUGAUAUCCAGGAUAGGGAUAAUCCUCAAGAUGUGACGGUGACCAUUUUAGACCCUCCAAAACAUGGGCAAUUGGUCAAGCUUUCAGGAAACGGCCCUUUGACUCUGCAUGUGUUCAGCCUCGGUGAACUUUCAGGAGGAUUCGUGCAUUAUAUUCAUGACGGAUCCAACAGUUUGGAAGACAUGGCAGUUCUGCAAGUCAGCGAUGGGUACCACUUUCAGAAUAUACUCUUCCGCAUCAAGAUUGAUCUAAAGAGCAACCGCAUUCCCCGCCUGGUUAUCAGCUCUACCGUCUGGGUCCCAGAGGGAGGCAUGUUGCAAAUCACCAAAAGAAAUCUGCAAGCCGAGAUGUUCGGGGCCAGUGAUUCUGCGAUCAUCUAUACAAUCAGGGACAAGCCGCAGUAUGGUGAAGUGGUGUUUCUGGUUCCCAUGCCCGCCGAUGAUUCUGGAUUAGGAUGGCAGCCUUUGGCCAAUGGAGGUAGAGCCACCCCAACAACCACGUUCACCCAACAGGACAUCAACGAAGGUGUCAUUUGGUACAGGCACUCUGGAGCCGAGACGGAGAGUGACUCAUUCCGCUUCCAGGUCUCUGGUGCAGGCUUUCCACAGACCCAUCUUGAGACCCACCUGUUCAACAUUGCCAUCUUACCACCACACCUGGCGUCACCUGUGUCCUCCUCCAGGUCUUCUUUUCACAUGACGGCAUUAGAAGAUCGUGUGACACCUAUUCAACCCCAUCAACUGUCCUUCGUCAACUCGCAAACUCCAAGUGAAGAAAUCACGUACAACGUGACUGUCCCCUUGCCUCCAAAUCAAGGCAUGGUGGAACACAGGGACAAACCAUUCUUCCCGGUAGCCGCUUUUACCCAAACGGACAUCAACAAUGGCAAAAUUGUCUAUCGUCCACCUAGUGCUGCAUCCCAUAUUAAGGAGCUCAUGGAAUUCUCCUUUGCUGGUCUUCCAGAAUCGAUUAACUUUCGUUUUACAGUGUCGGAUGGAGAACAUAUAAGUCCCGAGAUGGCGUUUACCAUCCACUUACUUUCCACUGAUGUAGAGCCUCCAUUGUUCCAGAUUACUACUCCGGUGCUCGAGGUCAGCCAAGGAGGCAGAGCUGCUAUUGGAAUAAAGCUGACACUGAGUGACGGGCCCAUUGCUGCUGAGGAUCUCUUCUUUGAAGUGGUAGAACCUCCUCACCACGGAGCUCUUCUCAGACACGGUUCCGGAUUCCCAGUCUACAUGGCAACAGGUGAUAGCUUCACCUAUGAGGAAAUCACCAGGAACGCCUUGCAUUAUCUUCACGAUGGCUCAUCCUCGGGAGAAGACAGCAUGGAAAUUUCAGUCACUGAUGGCAGUACCAAAGACGUCGUUUUGCUCAAAGUGAAAAUAACUCCAGUGGACAUUAACGGGCCAAGGUUGGAUCCUAGCUGCUCGCUGAGUAUCACUGUGGCUGGUAAAAACUCUGUGAUCAUCACUCGAUCCCACUUCGCUUAUAUUGAUAACAAUUCCCCAGAUUCUGAGAUAAGGAUUCAGCUAAUUUCUCUUCCGAUGUAUGGCAGUCUUAUGCGGACAGCCUUUGGACGGCAAUCGGAUGAGUCUUCGGAGGUUUAUAAUUUCACAAUGGAAGACAUUAACCAUCAAACAAUCAGAUAUUUCACCGAGCUUGAAACUGUUUUCGAUCAGCCAAUCACCGAUGUCUUCUACUUCUCUGUGUUCGAUGCGGACAACAACCAGCUCGAUAGCCAGAUGUUCACCGUUACUAUCACAGCAGCCCAAAAUGUGCCUCCGGUUAUUACUUUUUCUGACCAAAUUACGGUAGAAGAAGGGGGACGGACACCACUCCACCCUCACCACACCCUUCGCCUGGAAGGUGGCCUUGCUGAAGAAGGCUUGGUUGUAAAAAUCACAAGUCCUCCAAAAUAUGGGUACAUUGAAAACACCAGGACAGGCAGACGCCUCGGUUUUGGAAACGCCGAAAGUUCUGAUUUUUCUUUCUCACUUCAAGAUGUGUUGGAGAACCGUAUUUAUUAUUUUCAAAAUGUCCAUGAAAGUAUUGAGCCAUCGAUGGACAGCUUUGGUUUUUAUAUCAGUGAUGGCUUCAGCCAAUCAGAAAUCAGCAGUGUCAACAUUACCAUUAAGCGCCUGAAUGAUGAGCCACCUCAGGUAAAGGUGAGCCCUAUCAGCGUGCGUGAAAACACGGCAGUAGUGAUUCGGAAUUCCUCCUUGAGGCUGAGGGACUUGGAUACUCCGAAUGACCUUCUGGUUUUCAUGGUAACCAAGAUACCCAUUCACGGAUACCUGUACAGAAGGGAAUCUCCUCAGCAUUCUCUGGAGAAUGGACAAGCUCUCUCGGAGGGAUCCACUUUCACCUACCAGGAUGUCCUGGAGGAACUGAUUGUUUAUAAAUUGAACAGUUUGGUAGCCCAAAGGGACGAGUUCCAAUUUUCACUCUCAGACGGCCUCCACAUUGAGACAGGGAAAGUGGAGUUUGCGGUAGCCUCACCAAGGAUGGACCUUCCCACAUUAGUCGUGAACAGAGGCCUACAACUCCCUGCUGGGUCCGUGGCAGUCAUUACAAACCAGCAUUUAAGAGCCACCGAUCCUGAUUCAGAUGACCUGUCUAUCAAAUACAUCAUGAAGAAGGACCCAAUUUAUGGGUUGUUACACCUGCAUAGAAGAGAUUCUUUGAUGCAAAUCUCUGCACGGGGACCAGCCAAAAGCUUCACCCAGGCAGAUAUAAACAAAGGACAAGUCGAAUACAGCCACGAGAAAGAAGAACCAGUUGGGACAUUCUUUUUUGUUUUUGAUGUGACAGAUGGAGAGGGAAACAGAAUGGCAGACUUGGCAUUUUCAAUUAACGUAACAGGGGAUCAAUUUCCUUUGUCCGUCACUGUCAACACCGGGCUAAUCCUGGACGAAAACUCGGUGAGGAAAAUCACCCCUUUGGAGCUGUCAGCCAAGAAGGAGGGUGGAGAAUCCAGCGAUCUCCUCUACAGGAUUAUUAAACAGCCCCAGCUGGGACACUUGGAACACGCAACAUUACCAGGCAGAAGGAUUAGUUCCUUCCAACAAGAAGACCUUGUCUCCCACAGCCUCCAGUACAUCCAUACAAGCGAGGCUGAAGAACACGCUGACGCGUUCACGUUCACCGUUUCAGAUGGCCGUCAGGAGGUGACCCAGAAUUUCGAAAUCACCAUUAACCCGGUUGACGAUUCUUUGCCAGUGGUGCAGGCCGCGGGCACGACUGUGCAGGAAGGAGUGAGGAAAACCAUCACGGAAUUUGAUCUCAAAGCCACUGACGCUGACACAGAGGCCAAGUCUGUUACCUUUAGCAUUGUGCAGUCCCCACGCCAUGGCCAGCUGGAGCGCACCCAUGAUGGCCAUCAUUACCAACAGGCCCAUGCCUUCUCCAUGGAGGACGUCUUCCAGAACCGAAUCAGUUACAGUCACGACGGGAGCAAUUUUUUAGAAGACCGUUUCACGUUCACGGUGUCCGAUGGAACCAAUCCCUUUUUUGUGGUGGCAAAGGAGGGGAAAGAGAUUGUGACUGCUGUACCCCAAUGGUUUAGAAUAGAAAUUCUCCCUGUGGAUGACGGGACUCCAAGAGUUGUCACUAAUUUAGGUCUUCAGUGGUUGGAAUAUAUGAAUGGCAAGCCAAAAAACCUCAUCACUAAGAAGGAGCUGUUGACUAUGGACCCUGAUACAGAAGACAACCUCCUGAUCUAUGAAAUAACAACGGGCACCAAAUAUGGUUACGUGGAGAAGAAAUUGCAGCCAGGAACGAUGGUGACUACCUUUACGCAAGAGGACGUGAAUUUGGGAUUGAUCCAGUAUGUGCUACAUGAAGAGAAUAUUCAAAGGACAGAGGAUAGUUUUCAGUUUCUGGUGAAGGACAGCAAACCCAGCAUUGUCGCUGAUAAUAUCUUCCAUAUUCAGUGGUCCGUUAUCAGCUUUCAACAUACGAGCUACAACAUCAGUGAAAAGGCCGGUUCCGUCAGUGUGGCUGUGAGGAGGGCAGGAAACCUCAAACAAUACGCUAUUGUCCUGUGCCGUACAGAACAAGGAACAGCCACCUCUAGUUCAAGUUCUCAACCAGGGGAACAGGAUUACCUUGAAUACGCUAGCCAGGUGCAGUUCGAUGAAUGGGAAGACCUCAAAACUUGCACCAUUGUUAUCCACGAUGACGGCAUCUUUGAGGGCGUAGAGAGCUUCACCGUUGAGUUGAGUAUGCCAGCGUAUGCCUUGCUGGGCAACAUCACUGCGACCCAAGUCUUCAUUAAUGAUGUAGAAGAUGAGCCCACCCUGCAGUUUGACAAGAAGGUCUACCAUACCAGUGAGAGUGCCGGCAUCCUCUCUGUCCCCAUCGAAAGGAAAGGAGAUUCUAGCAGCAUCGUUUCUGCCAUUUGCUACACCGUCUCUCAAAGUGCCCAAGGCAGCAGCAUGUAUGCCCUGGAGUCCGGUUCAGACUUUAAAUCCCGGGGAAUGUCCAACGAGAACCGAGUCAUCUUGGGGCCCGGUGUCACAAUGACAACUUGCGACGUGAAGCUGGUUGAUGACAGCGAGUACGAAGAGGAGGAAGAAUUUGAAAUUGCUCUGACCGAUGUAUCCGAGAACGCUCGGCUUGGGAGCAUCACGUCCGCUAAAGUUACGAUCGACGGUCCCAACGAUGCUUCUACUGUAUCGCUCGGAAGUGCGGCUUUUAGUGUUAGCGAAGAAGCAGGGAUUAUCGAAAUCCCAAUUACGAGGCACGGGUCUGAUCUCUCCAUUCCUACCUCGGUCUGGUGCGCCACUCGGACAUCAGAUCCGCCAUCUGCUACUCCGGGAUUUGAUUACAUUCCCAGUUCCAAGAAGGUUGAAUUUCAUCCAGGGAGAACUGAAGAGUAUUGCACCUUGACUAUUCUGGAUGAUGCGCAGUCCCCAGUGAUUGAAGGGGUGGAGACCUUUGUGGUCUAUUUGAGUUCCCCUCAAGGAGCAGAGCUGGCCAAACCUUUCCAAGCAGUGGUGGCCAUUAAUGACACCUUCCAGGAUGUUCCAAACAUGAAGUUCAGUAAAGAUGUCUACUCCGUGAAAGAGAAGGACCAUGUCCUACACAUUCCUGUUAUCCGUUCUGGAGACUUAAGCUACGAAUCUUCCGUCAGGUGCCAUACCCAGAGUCAGACCGCAAGAGUCAUGGAGGAUUUUGAGGAAAGGAGAAAUGCUGAAGAAUCACGGAUCACAUUUUUGAAAGGGGAGAAGGUAAAGAACUGCACUAUUAUUAUAAACGACGACUCUGCCUUUGAACCGGAGGAGAGAUUCCGGGUAUAUCUGAGUGAACCCCAAGGCAGCCACUGGAGUGGGGCUACCGUUGGGAAAAGCAAUAUGGCUACUGUAGUUAUUUCCAACGACGAAGAUGCUCCCACCAUCGAGUUUGAAGAAGCUGGGUACCAGGUUCGUGAACCUCCUGGGCCAGAAGGCGUUGGCUUCUUAAAUGUCAAAGUCAUCCGGAGAGGAGAUCAAAACAGGACCUCGAAAGUUCGCUGCAGCACCCGGGAUGGCUCAGCUCAAUCUGGAAUCGAUUAUUACCCAAAGAGCCGAGUUCUCAAGUUUAGCCCUGGUGUGGAUCACGUUUUCUUUAAAGUGGAGAUCAUGUCCAAUGAAGACCGGGAGUGGCACGAAUCCUUUUCUCUGGUCUUGGGUCCAGAUGAUCCCAUUGAAGCUGUUUUGGGGGACCUCACCACCACAAUUGUGACCAUUUUGGACCAAGAAGCAGCCGGAAGCCUCAUUUUACCAGCUCCUCCUAUAGUGGUUACUCUGUCGGAGUACGACCACGUUGAAGAAGAAACCACAACGGGAGCUAAGAAGUCACCAUCUCCAGGCUACCCCUUGGUCUGUGUUACCCCUUGCGAUUCUCACUUCCCCAAGUACUCGGUGAUGAAGGAGCGAUGCGGUGAGGCUGGGAUCAACCAGUCCUCCAUACAGUUCAGCUGGGAAGUGGCUACCCCCACCGAUGGAAACGGAGCCAGAUCCCCUUUUGAAACCAUUACGGACAAUACCCCCUUCACCAGUGUCAAUCACAUGGUGCUGGACAGCAUUUACUUCAGCCGGAGAUUCCACGUACGGUGCGUGACCAAAGCCGUGGAUAAAGUCGGCCACGUGGGCACUCCCCUACGGAGUAAUAUAGUCACCAUUGGGACCGACAGCGCCAUCUGCCAUACCCCUGUGGUGGCUGGCACAGCCCGGGGGUUCCAGGCUCAAUCUUUCAUUGCCACCUUGAAAUACCUGGAUGUAAAACAUAAGGAACAUCCUAACAGAAUCCACAUCUCGGUGCAAAUUCCACACCAGGAUGGGAUGCUCCCCCUGAUUUCCACCAGACCUCUGCACAACUUGCAUUUCCUAUUGUCAGAAUCCAUUUAUAGGCACCAACACGUCUGUUCCAAUAUAGUCAGCAUCCAAGAUCUUAAAGGCAUCUCGGAAGCUGGAUUUCUAGAUGAAGUGAUGUACAAUAAUAUCGUUCUGGGCCCUGGAUAUGACCGGCCAUACCAGUUUGAUCCCAGCGUGAGAGAACCAAAGACUAUCCAGUUCUACAAACACUUGAACCUGAAGAGCUGCAUUUGGACAUUUGACGCAUACUAUGACAUGACAGAGUUAAUUGAUGUCUGUGGAGGAUCCGUCACUGCAGACUUCCAGGUUCGGGAUUCUGCUCAGUCGUUCUUGACAGUCCAUGUCCCACUUUACGUCUCCUACGUUUACGUAACCGCACCCAGAGGCUGGGCCUCUCUGGAGCAUCACACGGAGAUGGAGUUUUCCUUCUUCUAUGACACCAUUCUCUGGAGAACAGGUAUACAGACGGACAGCGUCCUUUCGGCCAAACUGCAGAUAAUCAGGAUUUACAUCCGAGAUGAUGGUCGGCUGGUCAUUGAGUUCAAAACUCACGCCAAGUUCAGAGGGCAUUUUGUGAUGGAACACCACACUCUGCCAAACGCCAAGUCUUUUAUCAUGACCCCUGACCACCUGGGAGGGAUGGAAUUUGACCUACAGCUCUUGUGGAGUGGACAGACCUUUGACUCUCCUUAUCAACUCUGGAGAGCAACCAGCUCCUACAGCAGGAAAGAUUAUUCCGGAGAAUACACCAUCUCCUUAAUACCAUGUACGGUCCAACCCACACAAUCUUGGGUUGAUCCAGGAGAUAAGCCCUUACCCUGCACAGCUCAUGCUCCAGAAAAAUUUUUGAUCCCAAUUGCCUUUCAACAGACCAACCGCCCGGUUCCCGUCGUGUAUUCCCUGAACACGGAGUUUCAGCUCUGCAAUAAUGAAAAAGUUUUUCUCAUGGACCCAACUAAAACUGAGAUGUCGAUGGCUGAGAUGGACUACAAGGGAGCUUUUUCCAAAGGUCAAAUCCUGUAUGGCCGAGUGAUGUGGAACCCGGAGCAAAACCUCAAUUCCGCCUACAAACUGCAGCUGGAAAAAGUCUACCUCUGCACAGGGAAGGAUGGCUACGUCCCGUUCUUCGACCCAACGGGCACAAUAUAUAACGAAGGACCCCAGUACGGCUGCAUCCAGCCUAGCAAGCACCUGAAGCACAGAUUCCUGCUGCUGGACCGGAGUCAACCAGAAGUGACUGACAAAUACUUUCACGACGUCCCUUUCGAUGCCUAUUUUGCAUCCGAGUUGGCCGAUUUCCACCAGGUCAGCAACUUGCCAGGAGUGGAUGGUUUCGUCAUGAAAGUGGACGCCCUGUAUAAGGUGGAAGCCGGGCACCAGUGGUAUCUUCAAGUGAUCUACGUCAUCGGUCCCGAGAUGAUUGGGGGGUCCCGGAUGCCACGUUCUGUGGUACAUCAUUCAAAGCGCGGCCGCCGAGACCUUGUGGACCACAAAGGUGUCCCUGUUCUGGAUGACUCCUUGAUUUACGACAACGAGGGAGACCAAAUGAAGAAUGGCACUAACAUGAAGUCUCUCAGCCUGGAGCAACAGGAAGCCGUCACCGUGGCCUCUCUCUCUCAGACCGGAGCUUCCAUUGGCAGCGGCUUUGCGGCCGUCCUGCUUCUCGUCCUCGUCCUCUUGUCCAUCUGCUUUGUCACCAGGAAGUGUCGGAAGCACCGGAAGAAGAAGAAGAAGAAAGCGGCCAAAGAGAUCGCAGAGCAGUACCCUCUCAACACGAAAGUCGAGGCAGCCAAGCGGUACGCCGAGGGCCUGGAGAAGAACGUCAGCGGACAAUACUGCACGGUGAAGAACCUCAACCUCCUCUGUGAAAACGAAGGUGCCUAUAAGGUUAGGGGAACGAGGGUCAAGCAGAUGAACCUGGAAGUGAAAGUUCAUAACAAUUUACACGACGGGACCGAAGUUUAAUGGCCUGCGCCUUUGGGAAAGGGGGAAGAAAUGUCUUUAUAUAUAUAUAUAUAUAUAAAUUGUAAAAAAAAAAAAAAAUGAGGGGAAGAGGAGAAACCUUCUAUAAUUUUUUCUAAAAAAUUCUUCCCCCCACCCCCACCUCGUUCUGGUAUUUUUAUAGUAGUCAUGUGAGGAAAAGGGAAGAACAAAAUCUUUGCAUUUUGUUUGCUUAAGCCAGAGGUCUCCAAACGUGACGGCUUUAAAAUUUGUGGACUUCAACUCAGGGGUGUGCUUCAAAAAAUUUAGCAAGGGGUUCUCUGCCCGGUUGCUGGGUAGUCGUGCCCAUGGUGGGCGUGGCCUAGUUGGCCUCCUGCACCAUGGCGGGGGUGCGUUUUUGCCCUCCCCGGGCUCCGGAAGCCUUCCUCGAGCUUCUGGGAGGGCGAAAAUGGCCUCCCCAGGCUCCAGAGGCCCUCUGGAGGCCGGAAAAGGGCCCAUCUCUGGCCUUCAAGAACUUCCAGUAGGCCCAUUUUUCACCCUCCCCGAGCCUCCGUGCGCCCUGCACUUACCUGCAUCCAAAACGGGUCGCGUGGGGACUCCGGGGAGGGGGCAGCCAGGAAUGGGAUUUGGAGGUUCUCCGAACUGCACAGAAUCUUAGCUAGAGGUUCUCCUGAACCCCUGCGAACCCCCAGCAGCCCACCCCUCCUUCAACUUCCAUGGCUGAGGAAUUCUGGGAAUUGAAGUCCACCAAGUUGCCAAGGUUGGAGCCCCCCCUGGCUUAAGCAAUGAUCAAGCAAGGUAUCUUUGCAUGCUUCCACUCUACCAAGGAGCUACCUCAAGGAAAGCCAAACCACCCAAGGAGAAGAAGGACCGUAACUCAUCUCCUAUAAAAGCCACCUUGGAGGGGGCCACGGCCACGGCCACGCACCUCCAAUCUCGCUACGGUUCCCACAAGACCUCUUCUCUUGUUGGCCUGUUGACUUCUCUUUGCAGAACUGGUUGAAUCAAAACAAAACAAAAAACAAAGAUGCCUUGCUCGUGUCUACUUCGGAGGUAGAAGAAGCACAAUAUGGAAAUUAUGUAUGGGACAGCAAGAUGCCCCUGGAUUUCCCCCAAUUCAGCUGACGGAUGAAGGAUUGGCACUUCCAAUGAUGCCUUGGUUUGACCGUUUUGUAUUAACUUACUUCUGUGGGAAGACUUUCACACCGGUUUCUCCAGAUGGAAGGAUGAAAUAAUGGCUUCCCUUUGAAACCCAGAUGCCUUGAGGACAACAGAGGGUCUCUCUAUCAGACUCAUGUAAUUUCGGUGGGCCAUCAGAUCCCUAGAAGCAGUUGUUGAGAUGAUACCAAUAUGGGUUCUUGAUGUUCUCUAAGCUUGGCUGUGUUCCUGCAGAGGUUUCACUACCAUCCCUGCUAGGAAGUGCAACUAUGAUAUGUAUUAUUAUUGGAUACUGGCUUGGUUUACUAUCGGAUAACAGCCAUGGCUAACAGCUCAAAAAAGUGUGUUAAUUACCCCUGAAUGUUGAGUGAUGCUGAUGCAUCACUUGUCACAGAUGAUCUGGUCCCUACAAAAGUCACCUUUGCAUGGACACCAAAUUGGCGGUAGAGCAGCUGGGGUGCCCCAAACUUUUUCCAAGUAGAUCCGUUGAGAUCUCCUAAGUUACCCCCUAAAGCAGCGGUCCCCAACCUUUCUAGCUUGGCAGCCUGGCUUAGGGUGUGUUUGUGUGAGUGGCGCAUGCACAGCUGCAUGGAGCUCCUUCACGGGAGCGAAGCUUCACACACACACUUGCCCAUUUCUCCCAUAGCCUAGUUUCGAAACGGUUGCAGCCCGGGAGUGGGCCAUGGGCCAGGGGAUGGGGACCCCUGCCGUAAAGCUUAGGAAGUUCUGAUAUAGCAGUGACAGCUAACCUUUUGGGCACCAAGUGCCGAAAUUGGAGCGCGCGCCCCAGAGCGCCAUGCACCCCAGCCAGCUGCUCUCUUCCAGGUUCCAGCGUAUGCAUGCGCGCCUGACAGCUGGUCUUCGUGGGAACCUAGAAGAGAGCAGCUGUCCGAUGCUCAUGCACACGAUGGAACCUGGAAGAGCAGCUAGAAACGGCGCGUGUGCCGACAGAGAUGGUUCUGCAUGCCACUUCCGUCACGCGUGCCAUAGGUUCCCCACCAGUGAUGGCUAACCUUUUUGCUGUCGCAUGCCAAAAGUGGGGGGAGCACGGGGGAGUUGCGUGCGUGCCCACACCCACAAUUCAAUGAGCUCCCCCGCCCCCGCGCAUGCACACGUGACCCCCCCCGUGCUCCCCCUGUUUUUGGCACGCGAUGGCCCGGUGAGCCCAGUAGCCCCAUUUUCCGCCCUCCCCAGGCUCCAGAGGCUUUCUAGGAGUGAAAACGGCCUUCCCCACCCCCGUGAAGGCCCUCUGAAGGCUGGAAACGGCCCGUUUGCCAACUUCCGGUGUGCCCGGAAGGCCCAAAAAAAUCAGUUGGCCUGUGUGCUCAUGCGCGCUGCAGCUGAGCUAGGGCAAUGCUCGCGUGCCCACAGAUAUGGCUCCGUGUGUCACCUGUGGCACGCUUGCUAUACGUUCGCCAUCACGGAUAUAGGGUCAUAAUGUUCUUGGAUAUUUCUUACAAAUUGGACAAAGAGUUAAUUUGAAGUAAUUUGGCAAACUGAAAAGCUGAACAUGACACUCUGUCCCCAUGCCAUUGGCAUUUCUUCAGCAAGGUACCUUGAAGAAGUUUUUAUAAUGUUCUUAUCUCCAGGUGACAAACCGCCAACUCAUUCUGCCAAGCAGGAAUAAUUGAGAAUGAGCCAUUUUUUUUGGUUGUAAGAAACUUUUUGUAGAUCAGUUUUCAAGGGCACACCUUAAAUCUCUAUAAAGGGGCAACCUAACCUAAGAAAUAAGAGCGCCAUUAUUUUUCUCACAUUGUCCAUUGUUGUUCCACCUUAUUUUGAAAUAUCUGCUAUAAUGAUUCCCCCCCCUUUUUUUUUGGUCCUAAAUGCAGAUUUUUUAAAAAAAAUAUUCUUUUAGAAAAUAGGCAGUACUUUGGAACAGAAAAUCACCUGUGCCAAAAUUGUUGCUAAAGUUAGUUUCUAAUGCUAACUAGGAAUCCUUCUGUGUAUCAGCAUAAUUUAAUUCAGAAACCUUCCCCCAACAUAAGACAUAUUCUGAUAGUAAGCCCAAUUGGGCUUUUGAGUUGCAUGGCAAUAAGGCCAAGCGCUUAUUUCAGGGUUCAAAAAAAUAUAAGACAGGGUCUUAUUUUCGGGGAAACACUGUAGUGUGGUGUAAAGCAGCAAGUAACUCAUGUUCUGUGUAGAAAUCUAAUUCAGUAGACUUCAUAGAGCGAGAGCGUCUAACUUUUAAGACCUCUGGACUUCAAUUACCAGAAUUCCCCAGCCAGCAUGGGGAAUUGGCUAGGGAAUUCUGGGAGUUGAAGUCCACAAGGCUUAAAGUUGCCGAGUUCCCUAGCAUAAACACUUGAUUUAAGCCAGUUGGUCCUGGAUUUUGGUACAUCACGUUGAUUAUGCAAAUGUCUGAAUAAUUCACAAGCUCCUAACUCCCAAAAGCCACAUUCUCCAAAUUACUUACCAAAGCUGGUUCAGGGUAAAAUGAAUCUUAAUUUUGAAAGCAUGCGGAGAUACUUGUAAACCUGGUUCCAAAAACAGCCUGAUUACAUGCGAUAAACUGGUUUUCCUUAUAAUUUAAUGUCUUCUCAGAGUGCGAGAUUUUUUUUACCUUGCAUUCUGUUUACCAGCGAAUUUGAAUUUAUUAGGUACCAAACUGGAGAAGGCAGCAGGAACUUUGCAAUCACCUGAUGGAAAAACAACCGACUCACCAUGUACAUCAAAACAAGAUUAAGGUUCAUUUGACUUGCUUUCUCAUAACACUAAUGGUGUCUCUUGAGCUGCCCCGUGCGGCUUGCAUACAUGUUUAUUAAUGCAGGACACCAAGUGGAGGAGAAUCAUGUUAAAUUUCUUCCUGGGCCUACACUGACAUGACAAGCCAUUGUAUCAUAAGAGGAAAACAUCCUAAACUUUAGGACCUAAAGGGACAGAACUCAACUUCUUCUUCUUCUCCUUCUCCUUCUCCUUCUCCUUCUCCUUCUCCUCCUUCUCCUUCUCCUCCCUUUCUUUUCUUCUUCUCCUUCUCCUUCUCCUUCUCCUCCUCCUCCUCCUCCCCUCCCCUCCUCUCCCUUUCUUUUCUUCUUCUUCUUCUCCUCCUCCUCCUCCUCCUCCUCCCCUCCCCUCCCUUUCUUUUCUUCUUCUUCUCCUCCUUCUCCUUCUCCCCUCCCUUUCUUUUCUUCUUCUCCUUCUCCUCCUCCUCCUCCCCUCCCCUCCCCUCCCUUUCUUUUCUUCUUCUUCUUCUCCUCCUCCUCCCUUCCCCUCCCUUUCCCUUCUUCUUCUUCUUCUUCUCCUCCUCCUCCUCCUCCUCCUUCUUCUUCUCCUCCCCCUCCCUUUCUUCUUCUUCCUCUUCUUCUUCUUCCUCUCCUCCUCCUCCUCCUUUUCUUUCUUCUUCACCACCUUAUUACAGGCAGUCCUCGACUUGCGAUCACAAUUGAGCCCAACCUUUCUGCCGCUGAGUGAGACAUUCGUUAAGAGAAUUGUGUGCUCCAUUUUGUGAGCUUCCUCGCCACGGUCGUUAGGCGAGCCACUCCAGUUUGUCAAGUUAGCGACCCGGUGGUUAUGCAAAUCCGGCUUCCCCGUUGACUUGGCUUCUGAGAAGGGGAUCCCAUGAUCCCAGUGGGAAACUGCAACCGUCAUAAAUAAGAGCCAGUGGACAAGGGUCUGAAUUUUGAUCACGCGACCAUGGGAAUGCUGCAAUGGUCGUUAAGUGUGAAAAAAACGGUGCUAAGUCACUUUUUUCAAUGGUGGCAUAACUUUGAAGCGAACUGUUGUUAAGUCGAGGACUAUCUAAGUGGGUGCUGGUAAUUUGAGUAGAAGCAGGAAAUUCUUCCCUACAGUCACUAAGUGUUAAAUCCAACAACUGGAAUUUCUACUAGUAGAACAGAGCUGAGCAUUUUAUGGUUUCCAAGCCACAUCCAGUCCUAUGACUAUUCUUGUCCUUUUCUGGUCCGCGUGGAUUGCUUUUAUUUUAAAGGAAACUGCUAUUUAUUUUUUAUUCCCCCAAAUCUAACAGAUAUGAGUGCAAGCCCAUGCACCUUCCCGGCCCUAUCAGUUCAAUCUUCCACAACAGUUCCAGUGGCCUCUUGGGAAAAUUAGUUGCCCACCUGUUUGUUUAGAAUAUUCCUCCACUUCAGAAGUUUUUGUUGGUCUGUGCACAACUGAAACUGAAUAAGCCCACAUCUUCAUUUUCAAAGACUUUUUUGUAAGAUAGCACACACAGAGGCAUGUAGGUAUGAUGUGGUGUAGGUGGGAACUUAACGGUGGUGUGGGACCUCCACGGAAAUGAAUUGGAAAACAAUUGACCUGGUGUGAAUCUUCAUAGAAACCCCUCCCCCCCACAAGCUUUCUGUGGCAGGAAAGAAAAAUCUGGGAUAAUAAACCACAAACCAGAGUUUCCUACGGAAUAUGAAUAUUUACACUGGUUUGUGUUCGCAAAGUGCUGUUGUUCAGCUCAGGGAAUCCAUCCGUCCUUGUGAUAUAUGAGAAUGACCCCUUUGGGUGCCAAAGCUCGGUGGGUAUCAAAAGUUGUUGUGCCCACAUUAAAUGCCUAGAUUUGGCUCUGGAAAAUCCAAACGCUGAUGGGACCAGCUUUGGAGAUCUUCAGAGGUGGUAUUCAGCCGGUUUGGGGAAACCGGCAGCAGAGAUCAUGGGUGGGCCUGCCCCCCUCCCCGCCCCGGCUCUAUGCCGUCCUAUUUAGGCCCGGUUUUGAGGAUGGGCACAUGCGUGGAAGGCCGGGUAGCAACAAAAUGUGAAGCCCACCACUGGAGAUCUUGCUUCUCCACGAAGCCCAUGGAUGAUCUUGAAGAAGUCACAGUCUCUCCACAGGAGCUUCCUGAGGUUAGGAGAUGCCCCUGCCGUUCUCCGUGGUAAUAUUGCAGGAUGAAAAUACAAUGUACACAGAGGCAUUGCGUUGUUGUCAUUCUGGACAAUUGUUUGUGCCAAAAUAUUAUCCCCAAACGGCCAACGUGCUCCAUGAAUGAGAUUGGCCUGCCUGGUCACUGGGAAAUUUUGAGGAGCCUACCUGAAAGGUACAACAUUAGUGUCACGUAGGUGGGCAUUUGUAAAAAAAUAAAUAAAUAAAUAUGACAGUGUUGUAACAGCAAGACACGGGAGCACCUCCGCUGUCUCCUAUGCUGCCUGAAGGCAUUUAUUAUAAAUGUUACCGCUGACACGGCAGACAAGGAAAUCUGCCUUCUCUGGAUAGAUUUUAAUUGUCCUCUUGUUUUUCAUGGCACACUGUCCUUCCAGAAAGCUCUUCUGGUGCCCCAAAGUGACUUCAUCUGGUGCUGUCCACCGUGUUUCCUCGAACCUCAGUAAUGUUCUGUAUUUCAGAGCAUCAGUCUACUUGUUAUUCCCAUGAUGCCUUUCUGUUGUUGUCUUUGCUAAUAAACCACCUUUCGUUAACUUUUUAAUAAAAGCUGCCUUCAGCCUG